AUAUACCUUGGAGCUUUUAUUUUUUUCUUCUUCUUUGUUUUAGCUUCUUGUGUUUGUUUUUUGUUCUAAAAAGAUUGGUUUUGUGAAGUGGGGGUGUUGAAUUUUUUAUGAUGAGUUCAAGUAACAAUUUGGUUACUACAAUUAUUGGAUUUGGAUUGAGUGCAACUUUCAUUGUAUUUGUAUGUACAAGAUUAAUUUGUGGAAGAUUUAGAGAAAGGCAUGUGGGAUCACGUACUAUAUAUGAAAUGGAAUCAAGACCAGAUAUUGAACGGAAUAUCAUGGUAAUGAACCUGAACCUGCAUUUGUUGCUGCAAUCCCCACUUUACAUUUCAAUGAAGAGGCCUUCAAUCAUCUUCAGUGUACACAGGUGUGUGAUAUGUUUAGGAGAGUACAAAGAAAAAGAAAUAUUACGCAUAAUACCUUAUUGUGGACACACAUUUCAUCUUUCAUGCAUUGAUAUGUGGCUAAGAAAACAAUCAACAUGUCCUGUAUGUCGUUUGACAUUACAUAAUGUUUGUGAAGAAAAACAUGUGAGACCUGUGACAUUCACCAUAAGACAAUCUCUUGAUGAGUCUAAUAGUACUUCAGAAGGGAAUGAGAGACAAGGUGAAGUUAAUGCAAGAGAAAUAGAAUCAAGCUGAAGUUGAUGAUAUAGGAUAGAUAUAGAUAUAGAUAUAGAUUAUAAAGAAGUUUUUGUUGUAUAUUCUUGAUCUUUUUCCUUAAGGGAAUGGAGAUUAUUAGACACA
Medicago truncatula (barrel medic) is the source of this 746-nucleotide messenger RNA. RefSeq names its product RING-H2 finger protein ATL39. Bases 108 to 641 code for a protein of 177 amino acids. NCBI's taxonomy places the organism in Eukaryota, Viridiplantae, Streptophyta, Magnoliopsida, Fabales, Fabaceae. The transcript is spliced from 3 exons. The record is from RefSeq and is a predicted model, not a curated record.